Molecule: messenger RNA, 4069 nt
Organism: Cuscuta epithymum
Lineage: Eukaryota; Viridiplantae; Streptophyta; Magnoliopsida; Solanales; Convolvulaceae
Source: the annotation of a GenBank genome assembly
GUAAAAUCCGUGACUAAUUUUUUUUUUAAAUUUUCGUGACUAGUCCGUGACUAGUCCGUGACUAGGCUAGUCACGGACCAAAUCCGUGACUACGUCCGUGACUAAAUUUUUUAUAUAUGCAGGAGCAGCUUAUUCCACAGAACCACACCAAUUCAUUCCCAGUAUAUACAGUAUCUGUUUGAAAGAUCGAAGGAUGUAGUCUAUCUUCUAUCAUUUUCCCCGUUUAUGCAGAUAAGGCAUAAUGUAUAAACAAAAUAGAAGUUGGAUGUAUGAUAAAAAGAUGCGGUAUUGUACGAAAUGCAAUCAAAUUUUCUCGAGGGAGUCCGGGAAUUUAUUGAAUUCGCACUUGAACAUCCGGCUUAUAUGAGUGGUGAUAAAAUAAGAUGUCCAUGUUCAAAGUGUAAAAAUCUCAAAUUUAAAGACCCACACGAAGUUGGGUAUGAUUUGUACGCGGUCGGUUUUGUUCCCAAGUAUUAUAAUUGGACUUCUCACGGCGAACCUUUGGAUCCAUCUGUUAUACCACAAACGGUAGGUUCGUCUCGUUACGUCCCUCCAGAGAUGAGUGCGUGGGGAGACCGUGCUGAAAUGAGGUGGGACCAACAAAUGGUAUAUGACGCAUACGGUGUACCGAUGUCUCAGUUCAACCCCCCACAACCACCUAACGACCCCCCUGAAGCCUCAACCUCGUAUCAACCAGAUGCAGAUGAAAAUCCGACAUUUUAUCAACCUUAUGUGGAUGAAGGUUUGGCUGAGAGAUUUCAGGAUGUUCUAAAAGCUGCCGACCAGCCUCUGUAUGCUGAUUGUGAGGGAUACUCUCAGCUAUCCGCCGUUACUGAGUUCAUGAACAUAAAAGCCGAAUACAGUCUCCCUGAAACUUGCAUGAAUAGAGUCUUGCAGUCAGUAGGAGGGAUGCUACCGCGAGAUCAUACCCUUCCCGAUUCAUAUUACCACAUGAAGCAGUUAAUGUCCAAGUUGGGGCUACCUUGUGUUGAAAUUGAUGCGUGCCCGGAAGGAUGUAUGUUGUUCUGGAAGGAGGAAGAGGCACUUGAGUUCUGCAAGUUCUGCGGUGGAGACAGAUACAAACAUGUUCGUCAAGGUAAAAAGAAACCACGACAUAGGUCUGCACUGUCUAAACUAUAUUACCUCCCAAUAGCUCCUCGACUGCAGAGGAUGUACGCUUCGACUGCUACUGCGAAACACAUGACAUGGCAUGUUGUCACCCUUCAUACUGUGAAGCCUGGAGACACUUUGGCCGCUGUCAUCCUCAAUUCGCUAUGGAGCCACGAAAUGUGCGGCUGGGAUUGUGCUUAGAUGGAUUUGCUCCUUUUGGCAGGUUUGGGAAGAACUAUUCAUGUUGGUCGGUCAUGUUAACUCCUUACAAUCUCCUUCCCGACAUGUGCAUGAAAAGUCAUUUCAUCUUUUUGUCUUUAAUUUGUCCGGGUUCCAAGGAUCCUGGGCGAAAGAUAGACAUUUAUUUCCAACCCCUUAUCGAGAAGAUGAAAGAACUGUGGGCCGUUGGGACACCAACUUAUGAUGUUUCAUCAGAUAAAAUGUUUAUCGUGAAAGCUGCCAUCAUUUGGACCAUUAGCGACUUCCCUGCCUAUGGCAUGCUUUCGGGAUGGAGCACACACGGUCUGAUGGGAUGUCCGAUAUGCAUGGAGAAAUAAGGUGCCAACUGGCUCAGUUACAGCAAAAAAGGAAGUUACUUUGAUUGUUACCGCAAGUUUCUCCCGGAAAGGCACCGAUAUCGAAAGGAAAAGAAGUCUUUCAUUAGAGGCAGAGUGGUACGAGAGAGACCACCCCCGAGAUUGACCGGUGAAGAAAUUUAUAACCGGGUUCGACGUUUUCCUACGGCUAUGGAAGAGCCAAACCAAGAGCCAUAUGGGUAUUGUGAUACCCAUAAGUGGACAAAGAGGAGCAUAUUCUGGGAGUUGCCUUAUUGGAAAGACCUUCUCAUCCGUCACAAUUUAGAUGUCAUGCACACUGAGAAGAACGUCUUUGACAAUAUAUUUAACACGGUGAUGGAUUUGAAAGGCAAAACUAAAGACGGUCUUGCAGCUAGGAAAGAUAUGACUAUUUGGUGUGAUAGACCCGAACUAUCUGUUGAUCUAGAAUAUCAGGGCAAGGAAGUUCCAAAAGCAGUCUACCAGGUCACAGAACCACAAAAGACAGCAAUAAUAUUAAAAUGGCUUGCGUCUCUGAAGUUUCCAGAUGGCUACUGCUCCAACUUGUCUAGAUGCGUGGACAUGAAAAAACUUACCACGACGGAGAGCAUGAAAACUCACGAUGCUCAUGUAAUAAUGCAAAGACUUCUACCAAUUGCACUGAAAGAGAUGCUCCCUGAACACGUAUGGUCCUGCAUUACUGAAAUUAGUUUGUUGUUUCAAUUGAUAUGCUCCAGCAUUUUGGAUGCGGCAUCCCUCCGGAGACUACAAGAGUCUGUUCCCAUUCUGAUGUGUAAUCUGGAAAAAAUAAUGCCUCCAUCGUUUUUCGAUACAAUGGAACAUCUUAUAAUACAUCUUCCGUAUGAGGCUUUGACUGCUGGGCCCGUCUUCUAUCGCUGGAUGUACAGAUUUGAAAGUUUAGUCGCAAUUUCAUUUAAAAAAAGAAUAUUUAUUUCACAAUAACUGUUAACAUGUGUACCGUUGUUAUAUUGCAUUAUUGCAGAUUUCUAGGAGAGCUGAAAAAGAAAGUGACCAACAAGGCACACGUUGAGGCUUCAAUUUGUCAAGCGUAUCUUCAACAAGAAAUCUCAACGUUCUCGUCUUUUUACUUCGAGCGUGACGUCAUCACCAGAAGGAAGAGACCUGCCCGGAACGAUGACAUUGGCAAGGAUUUAUAUGAAAAUGUAGUUUCCAUCUUCAAUUACCUAGGCAGAGGUAAAGGUGCUGCGACACAACGAUACAUCCUGGGUGGGGAAUUGCAAAUUGCGCAUACUUAUAUCCUCAUGAAUUGUCCAGAAAUCUCACCGUUUUAUCAGUAAGUUAAAUUUGUAGUUAUAAUUGUAAUACUUAUAAAUUAAAUUUGUAGUUAAUUUUUUAUUUUUGACUUCACAGUGAAUUCCGAGCUUCUUUAUGAGCCUUUCCUGAGAAUGAAAUUGAUGCAUUGGUGGACUCUGAUUUUGUAAAUUGCUACAAGUAUCAUGUAUAUAUACACACACAUUAAUUAUAUAUAUUAUUAAGUAAGAUUUUUCAAUAUUUACUUAAUGUUAUUAUCAUGUUUAUAUUUACAGAUCAAUAGUCGUGGGAUUGUCGACCCUUUGUUAGUAUCAUUAGCGUGGGGCCCAGGUGCCAGUGCCAAAGUGUGGCGGCAAUAUGUGAUAAACGGUUACACAUAUCACACAGCCGAUUACGGACAGGGCCGACCAACAACGAACAACGGGUUAUGUGUCCCGACCAUCGGUUAUGAUAACUCGGAAACCAAUUUUUUUGGUGUCCUGCAGGAGAUUCUGGAACUUGAGAUGCCUUCUGGUGCGCAAAAAUUGACAUGCGUUCUGUUCCGCUGCACAUGGGUCGAUCCCACACGUGGCGUGCGCAAAAAUCCGAAGUAUAAUAUGAUUGACGUCAACCACUCUCGUGUGUACCCGAAAAAUGAGCCUUUCAUACUCGCCCAACAAGCAGCGCAGAUUUAUUAUGCAGAAUAUCCUUCAACGAGGCGGACACAGAAUCCUUGGGUGUGUGCAUGUCUUGUCCGUCCGAACAAAAUUAAAUCACAAACUCAACACAAGGACGUUGAUCUAGAUGCUUUUCAGCAACAAUUUUUCCAACCUCCGCCUAUUUUUGAGACGGUCAACUAUAACGUCCAAUUAAGUGAUCCAAAUAGCGGACGUGUUGAAGUCAUGCCAGAAACGCAUCUUCCGGACCUAACCAUUCCAUCUGAGCGCGAAAUUGAGGAAAUGUAUGUAGCACAACAAAACGCUCAAUAUCAGGAAGAAGGUGAAUGGAUAGACGGUUCAGAUACAGAAGAAGAUACUGUAUAUGUAAAAAAUGACGAUUCUGAUAGCGAAUAAUUGUGCUGUUGUAAUUUCAAUUUUAUUGACUUCUAAUAUUUGUGCUCUUUUCUUCAUCAU